GAGUACUUCCACUUGCAAAUGGUACGCUUGCCUAAUGUCUACAUUUGGCCUAGCAAGUAUUGGUAAUUUAACAGUAAUGGCAUUAGAGAGAUGGAUGCUUAUUACAAAUCCAACACGACCCCUUAGUACCAGAUCAGCAAUGUACUUUGCGAGUUUUGUUUGGGUGUAUGCACUUGUACAGUCGCUACCUCCAUUGUUAGGUUGGGGUAGCUACGGUCCCGAAGGCGGAAAUGUAUCCUGCAGUGUCUCUUGGGAAAUUCAUGAUUCUACAACACAUAAUGAUUCUUAUAUUGCAUUUAUUUUUAUUUUUGGAUUAAUUAUACCAUUAAUUAUUAUAUUGAGUAGUUAUUUUGGUAUUAUUAUCAAAUUAAAACGUGUCAGACAACGAAUAGAAAAAAAACUACUUUAUUUUUCAUUAGGCUCAAGAUCUAAAAGAGAACUGAAAGUUACUAAAAUGAUUGGAAUUAUGAUUACUGCAUUUUUAAUUGCAUGGAUGCCUUAUGCGAUAUUUGCUAUUGCAGCGCAAUAUUUUCAUGUAAGUUUACCAUCGGCUUCAAUUGCAAUUUUGCCAAGUCUCUUGGCAAAAUCAUCAAUAUGUUAUAAUCCAAUAAUUUACGCAUUUUUAUCAUCACAAUUUACUCAAUCAUUCAAGCAUUUUUUUGGUAUUCAAGACAAUGCAAUUUCAAGACAACAACAAGAUCUAAGUCACGGAACUUGGAUCACACUGACAACUAGAAUCGAAAAAGUUUAAAUUCUAUAAAACUAUAAUAUAUUUUUAUUUUUAAUGGUGAU
Molecule: messenger RNA, 792 nt
Organism: Aphidius gifuensis
Lineage: Eukaryota; Metazoa; Arthropoda; Insecta; Hymenoptera; Braconidae
Product: blue-sensitive opsin-like
Exons: 5
Coding region: 35-751 (238 amino acids)
Biological process (GO): G protein-coupled receptor signaling pathway
Cellular component (GO): photoreceptor outer segment; membrane
Molecular function (GO): G protein-coupled receptor activity
Source: RefSeq, a predicted model, not a curated record